Maniola jurtina (meadow brown) is the source of this 4092-nucleotide messenger RNA. RefSeq names its product F-box/LRR-repeat protein 14 (gene Ppa). Gene Ontology annotation, molecular function: protein binding. The record is from RefSeq and is a predicted model, not a curated record. Gene Ontology annotation, biological process: SCF-dependent proteasomal ubiquitin-dependent protein catabolic process. The transcript has a single exon. NCBI's taxonomy places the organism in Eukaryota, Metazoa, Arthropoda, Insecta, Lepidoptera, Nymphalidae. The coding region runs from base 182 to 1513 and encodes 443 amino acids. Gene Ontology annotation, cellular component: SCF ubiquitin ligase complex.
CGAUACGCCGCGCGUCACGUGCUGCCGACCGCGACCAAUAGCGAGCGAGCGGCGGGCGGGGGCCGCUCUCCGCCGCCAGUGCACGACCACACGCCGAGCGGGACGGUCGCUCGCUCGCCACCGCUCCAUUCCACCGAAAACCGGUCCGAUCUAAACCCGUGUCAUGUUAUAGUGUAGUGCCAUGAGUGCGUGGACGGAGGAAGUGUUGUCCUGGCGCGACGAGCGCCUCGGCCUCACCGAGCUGCCGAGCACGACGAGGCGCAAGAACCGCACCGCGCCGUACAGGCUCCACCGGCCCCACUUGUCGACGGCUCACGUGCCCGAGCCCGUCCCGGAACCGCAGGGCACUCACAUCUCGAGGUUAUACCCGGAGCUGUUAGCUUUAAUAUUCGAAAGGCUGCCAGUGCGCGACAGAGGAAGAGCGGCCCAAGUUUGCCGCGCUUGGCGCGACGCGGCCGACCGUAGAUCUGUUUGGCGCGGAGUCGAGGCUGCCUUGCAUCUGAGAAGGCCAGCGCCGGUGCUAUUCGCUUCGCUGGCCAGGCGCGGAGUUCGGAAACUACAGGUUCUGUCGCUGAGACGCGGCUUGAGAGACGCUGUCGCCGCUUUGCCCGGAUUAGAAUCUCUCUCUUUGAGCGGUUGUUAUAGUGUAACCGAUGCAGCUCUGGCAAGUGCUUUUGCAGCUGAGCUGCCGGCGCUGCGACGAUUGGACCUCUCCCUGUGUAAGCAGGUUACGGACUCUUCACUCGGAAGAAUAGCGCAGUCAUUAAAAAACUUGGAGGAGUUGGAACUCGGAGGAUGUUGCAACGUCACCGACACUGGCUUGCUCCUGAUCGCUUGGGGCUUGCGAAAACUGCGCCGCUUGAAUUUGAGAUCGUGCUGGCACGUCAACGAUGAUGGAAUAGCGCAUCUCUGCGGCGGGGGCGAAGCGAGAGGGACUCCGGAACUGGAGCAUUUGGGAUUACAAGACUGCCAAAGGUUGACGGACGAGGCUUUGAAACACGCCGCCACUGGGCUUCCCAAACUGAAGUCCAUCAACCUGUCCUUCUGCGUAGCUGUUACCGAUGCCGGUUUGAGGCAUCUAGCGAGGCUUCCACAUUUAGAAGAUGUCAAUUUGAGAGCGUGCGAUGGCGUGUCCGACGCGGGCGUCGCCCACUUGGCGGAGAGUGGACGGCUGAGAGCUUUGGACGUGUCGUUCUGCGACAAAGUCGGGGACGAGGCGCUGUCGCACGCGACGCUGGGGCUCUCCGGGCUGCGCUCGCUGUCGCUGAGCGCCUGCCGGCUCACGGACGAGGGCCUGGAGAGGGUGGCCAGGCUAUCGCAGCUGGAGACGCUGAAUAUAGGCCAGUGCACGCGGGUCACUGAUAGGGGGCUGCGCGCUCUGGGCGAGGGCUUGCGCAAUCUGAAGGCGAUAGACCUGUACGGAUGCACGUGCAUCACUCCGCAGGGCUUGGACCAUAUCGUGAAGUUGCCGCGCCUCAGUGUACUCAAUCUCGGUCUGUGGCAUGUGCGGUGACCACACACGCGCUAGUCUGUGUCCUGUGUCACGUGUGAGUGUGUGAGUGCGACGGCCAUGUUGAAGCGAAGGAGCCGCCGAGGUUGUAUACUGGACAGCGAUUAUGGAAUUAACCAAUUAUAAGAUAUUAAAUAUAGUUAGGAAACGGGGUUGCUUUCUCGUUCUGUUUUUGACAGUUGAGUUAUCGUUGGAAAAUUGUUGGAAUAAACUGUGAUUUUUUUUAAAUGUCCGUUUUAGUUGAGUUAUUGUAAGAAAGUUGCCCCGACGCCUAGUCGCAAGGAAAAUCUAGAUCUUUUUGUCUUAAGCCUGUAUAUGGAUGUUUGAGUUGAAACUCUGCCUCAUUUAUACCUACCUUCUAAAUAAGUUUAACAUCUUUGUAAAUCUGCAUUUACAGCAAAUAAAUGUUUGAUUGAUUGAUUGCACACAAUAUGAUUGUUAAGAAACUACAAGUCCAUACAAAUGUGUAGUAACUAGAUUUCUACCUGUGUGAGAAGAGUUUCAGUUCAAAUUCUCGCAUUUGUUGAGGCAAUGUACGUAAAUGUAGUCAGCGAUUACGAAAAGGUCUAUUUUUUUUUAUAUAAUUGCUCCAUUAGGUAGACACUUAGCCAUUCUUUUAAUUAAUUAUUAUUCUUGAUUCGACCAUGUGCAUUGGGAAAUAGCAAUUUGUUAAUAAGUUUCCCAAAUAACAUGUUUAAGUGGCACUGAGAUUUCAGAAAAUAAUAUUAAGAUUAAAAUAAACCGCAUCUUAAGCAGGCAGCAAGUAUUUUUAUAUCUUUUACUAUUAAUUAUUAUUAAAACAUGUAGUUAUACAUACCUACUUAGUUUUGGUAAUAUUUGAUAGGUUUAUAAUUGACACAAUUAUUAACAUAGACAUUUGGUCUUAUUUUGGGCCUUAAAUCAAAAAUAACUUAUCUACUUACAAGUCUACUUAUAGUUUAUUUUUUAUUUUCAGAGACUAAAGUGACAGUUAAAAAUGUCAAACUUAAAAAUAAUGUUAACAUCUUAACAAAAAUAGUGUUGUCCUCAUGGUCCCGGUUUAGGUUAAAAUCGUUAAUUAACGAUUAAUAAAUCGUUAGUAAAAUAAUAUUUCAUGCAUGAUAAUGAGUAAAAUAAACAUACGAAAUAUGUAAUUACAAGAUUAAAAAGUAGUACUAAACACAUGUUAUUGGAAAGACUUAAAGAAUAAUAGUUAACAUAAAAUAAUUCACCUUAUUUCAACCCAUACAAACUUACACAUACAAAUAUUUAUCGGUAAGUAAUGUAAAUAUCGAUUACACCACAUCACUAUUAAUUUUAAAGAGUCGUAAAAACCACAGACUUACUAUAAUCUAUAUCUAUGUAAAAAACAGACAACCAUACUAUAAUCCAUAGAUAUGUAUAUAAUCUCAUAACUCAAAAUAAAUCGUUAAUUGACAUUCCUACUUUAUUCACGUACAUUUUUGGUAUGAAAAAAAAAUAUGUUAAAGCACUGUUUUGUUGAGUAGCAAAAUAAUCAAAAAUAAUGCUUUGAAAUAAUUAUUUUUCAUUAAAGUACAGUUCAGCCUCUGGGUUCAGUUCACGGCUCUGGGUUCUAGUAAUUUGGAGCAAUGGCGGCAAAUCCGUGCGUCACCAUUGGCCGCUUACGACGUAUGCUAUUGUCAUAUUUUAAUAACUAAUUAAUUGUAUUUUUGCUGGUCAAAAAUUUUAUUGUAAUGGAAAAUGUAUACUCGGUAGGUACUAAAUACUGUGAAGAAAAUUUCAAAGUUUUUUCCCUGCAACAUUUAUCAAGAAAAGCUUAUGAGUGGGUUAUGGGUUGGAUUUUAAGAUAUGAGUUUAGGCAAAGUAGUGUAUGAAACUACAUAAUUAGGUACCAAAACACUCGUGUGAUAUUAUUAAAAACCUCACCUGUGGCGUUUUAAACUUACACUGGGGUUUUCCACCGUUUGACAAAUUAAGUGACCAUUCAAUAUAAAUGCAUGAUAUAUAAAACCAGUAUAUAUAUUUACUUGAAGAAUGGAAGCAGUAUAAAAAAAUAACUUAGUAAGUGCCUACGUGAAUUUUUCUCGUCUUCCUUAGGAUACCUAGGUACUUAUUAAUUUUUUUACUGAAGUUGAUACCGUUUUUACGCAUUUUUUUUUAGUGAAUACAAAAAACAUAUUUGGGAAAUCGUAUUUUCUAUAAUUCAUAUUGCUACAAACUACCAGUUGGUUGGUUGGUUGUGUGGUAUUUGUUUUUUAUAAUCAUCCGGAGUAUGUAAAGCAAUGUUUUUACCAAUGAUUCAGUUAAGAUGCAAGAAUAGUCCAAUUUUCGUACAAAAGGCAUUGUCCUUUAGCAUAUCAAUUUUGAAUGCUAAUAAAAUAUUUCGAACAAAAUAUACAAAUCUGGUCAUAAAUAUAGAUAUUUUGACGAUUUGUUUUUCUACUCAUUGCCACGAUCUCGAACUAUACGUAAUUUUUUUGAUAUUGUUGUUUUUUAUUUUUCUUAUGAUGGCGCAUGGUCGAAUUUAGAAUAAGGUCUUUUUUAAAUAUGUUGUUUUCUGUACAAAACGAAUGUAAUAUAGGUAAAAUGUAUUAAAAGUCAUCGUUUAAGUUGCAAAUUAA